Messenger RNA from Cotesia glomerata, 1860 nucleotides. RefSeq names its product protein phosphatase 1 regulatory subunit 36-like. The record is from RefSeq and is a predicted model, not a curated record. The transcript is spliced from 6 exons. Bases 108 to 1454 code for a protein of 448 amino acids. Gene Ontology annotation, biological process: negative regulation of phosphatase activity. Lineage: Eukaryota; Metazoa; Arthropoda; Insecta; Hymenoptera; Braconidae. Gene Ontology annotation, molecular function: phosphatase binding.
AAAUCAGUUGGUACGUAUCGGUACAAUCAAUAGGUAGCUGCAACUUCAUUUGGAGCAACUAUAUAUGUGUAAACAACUUUUAAUUUAAAAAUUUUAUUUUUUUUUAAAUGCAAGAAAAUUUUGAAGAUGAUGUACAUUUUGUGUGGGAUGAUUUUCGCAAAGAAUUGGCAAUAUUUGGAGCUCAUGAACAGGAGGAUCAAAAAAUAAAAUACCGGAGACAGAGAAAGAAAAUAAUAGAUAAAUCAAAAAUUUAUUGUCCUCAUGCGUAUUUAAUUUUAAGUUUCUCAGAUAUUUUGAAUUCUAAUCAAAAAUUAAGAUACCGCAGGCAUUAUCUUCGUAAAGUAAGUCCUAAUGAACCAGACGUUAUAAUUCUCCAAGACAUAAAAAAUCUUGUUUUGUACUUAUUGACAACUCCGGUGAGUCUUCAGUUUAUAAAUUUUUUUCACCUUCGUAUCGUCGAUCGUCUACUACGAGCACUUAUAAUUUACUUCCAAUCGUACACUCAAAUAUGGGAAGAGGAAAUAAUAAAAAAGCGAACUGCAGUGACUAAAAAAGCACGCAAUCAAUUGGCCAGAGGUAGCAGACUGAAAAAAGCUGAAGAAAUGAGUGCUCUAAGAAGUAUUGUAGCUCGAGAGUACUGCGAAUUGUUGGUUGGAUGUGAAGAAAGUGCCAAGUAUCACCAUAUGCUGGGUGGUUCGUCCAUUGAGUCUCAUGGAGAAAAAGAUCUAAGAAUUUUUGAAGCGUUUAUCCAGGUAGCUUAUCGUGUAGUUUGGAUUGCGUUGCAGAGAAAAUAUUACAAUUUGAUUGAAGUUGAACUCCACAGACUACUGAGAACUGAUGCUUACAAUAUAGCUGAUCGUAAAACUGGAUAUGAAACCAAUAAAGGGAUGGAUGAAGAAGAAAAAUUUAUUCUCCAUGGAUCUACAAUUUUACCACGUAGAAAAUUAUUGAUCAAUUCACCAUUGUCUUAUCAAUUACUUAAUGAAUCUAAUGACUAUAGACUAGUUUCUCUGGGACUGAUUAAUUCAGAAUCAAAAGAUCCAAGAAUAAACUAUUUGAAGAAUGCACUACUUGCUGAUGAAGAAAAUUUACAGAAAUUAAAAAUUAAAGUUGGAAUUUUAGGACAUCCGCGCGCUAACUAUGACAUUACUUUGAUUCCAAUCGACGGUGAAAAUGAAUUGGAUAGAGAGGAUUUAUGGGAACGACGCAGAAGCUCAUUGUCUGAUAAACGAAGAAAAAGUCUAAGUCUAGAGCAAAAACCAUUGGAACUUCCAGACUUUGGAGAUGAUUUAGAACUUUCAGAUGUUUACGACUUAUCAAAAGUACAAGUGGUUGAAGGAAAGUACGAUAAAUAUCGAGAGGAAGCGAGGAAAAAAUGGAUAAAACGGGAAUUGAAUCGUCAGUCUUACUCGUCAUACUCAGACGCAAUCUCUAUUAUUACUACUACUGAUUAAACGUUUAUCAUCGUUAUUAUUUUUUCUUACAAAAUGUGUGGGAUAUAUUAACAUUAUGAAGUAGCUAAAAAAAAACAUUAUACAAUUUACAUGAGGAGAUCUUAUACAUGAACUGGCUAUUAGGUGAGAUAAAUACAAAGAGAGCACUAGAAGGCAAUGUAAAAAAUAUGCUUAGUAUAAUUAUUACUGCCUAAUUAAUUAAUUAAUCAAAUAAUAAUAAUUAAUUAAUCAAAUAAUAAUAAUAGAUUGAUAAUUAUAAUAAUAAUGACAAUAUUUUACAAGAGCUUACACAAAUUGGACAUUUACAAAACAGCAAUGUUAAACGCCCAAAUUACUAAUUAUUUAGAACUUCGCAAAACUCCUAGACGAGUUUAUUGUUUAUUGAACUUUUUUUUUUUUUUUUUUU